AUGCAGCGGCUGGAAGGUUCGAGUCGCCGGAGCCUACCUAUCGCGGUACCGAUAUCAUCGAUUAAGGCUCAACACAAUUUUUUAAUGCAUCCAUCCAAGGGUCGUUUCUCUUUCUUGUUUUCUUCCUAGGAUUGAUUUUCUAAACGUUUCGCUAUAGUAAUAGUACUAUCUUCCUAAGAGAAGAAAAAUACAACAAAGAGAAAGAAGUGCUGACUUGUUCUCUUUGUUUUCUUCUUCGACGAGAAGUGCAGGCUCAGGCAAGGAGUGAGUCAAUAAUUUUUUUGGGUUCUAAUUUGACGCGGCACCUCGUCCUCGUCCUCGUCGUCCUGCUCCUGGUCCUUUCAACAUGGAUUUGCCCCUGCAUCUACCUAAGUUUGAAGAUGAGACGAACAAACAGAACCAGAGAAACUUGUUUUCUUGGAGCGAAAAAGAAAGCAAGGACGAUAAAGACUGGAGAAGUGUCACUGAGCCUCUAAAUAAAGGGGACCGAGUGAACACACGAAUCCUUGGUCAUGAUGACGAGAGCGAAAGCGAUCACCAUGCUGCUAUCUUUGGAGUCGGACAAGAUCAUCAUGGGACAAUCGGUCGACAACAAGCACAUCAACACCCAAUCGACGCUCAUAUCGAUGUCAG
This is a messenger RNA of Amoebophrya sp. A25, 633 nucleotides long. The record is from the annotation of a GenBank genome assembly. NCBI's taxonomy places the organism in Eukaryota, Dinophyceae, Syndiniales, Amoebophryaceae.